AUGGUACGACAGUGGGAGUGUUCUCCUGCUGUCGUAGGCCCUGGACUCGGCUUUGGAUACGGUCUCGCUGGCCCUGCUGGUAUUGCUGGUCCUGCUUAUGGAGGUGCAGGAAUCGGUGACGUUGCGGUCGCUGGCGAGAUGGGCGUCACUGGUGCCACUCUGCUAGCUGGUCAGGUGCCAAUUCUUGGCGCUGUCAGAUUCGGUGGUGAAGUCCCAGCCGGCGGUGUUGUUUCCAUUGCGGGCAGUUGCGGCGGAAACUGCGGUUGCAACGGUCCCUACCUGUACUGA
Molecule: messenger RNA, 288 nt
Organism: Parnassius apollo (apollo)
Lineage: Eukaryota; Metazoa; Arthropoda; Insecta; Lepidoptera; Papilionidae
Source: the annotation of a GenBank genome assembly